Molecule: messenger RNA, 1185 nt
Organism: Akanthomyces muscarius
Lineage: Eukaryota; Fungi; Ascomycota; Sordariomycetes; Hypocreales; Cordycipitaceae
Exons: 7
Coding region: 1-1185 (394 amino acids)
Cellular component (GO): fungal-type vacuole membrane
Source: RefSeq, a predicted model, not a curated record
AUGUCUGCAGGCGACAGCUCCCCCGAGGGUUCCCCCGCGCCCUCGAACGCAAAGUAUCGGCUUUUUGUCAUCUCAGCGUCUCUCUGCAACUUUGCUACGACUGGCGUUGUGAUUUGUUUUUCCGUUUUUCAAGACUGGUACCAGCGAUCCCUGUUCCCCUCGCAAAAUAGCGCCACCAUUGCUCUGAUCGGAAGCUUGCAGCUUUCAGUUUUCCUUUGCGUGUCCCAUGUGAACAUUCCGCCUCAAAAAAAGAUAAUGAUGGCUGGUGCGCUUUUGUGUGUGGCAGCGUGGAUUUGGUGCAGCCUGGCGCGGUCUAUAGCUGAGAUUAUUAUUGCUCAGGGAUUGAUGUUCGCCGUCGGUGCAGGCAUUUUGCACGCCACAACGACUAGCUUUGGCACUCAAUAUCUCGAAGGAUCUGUACUGGCUUUGCUAAUUCCCUCCGGCUCCCUGUUUGGUGCUUUGUUUUGGUCGGUCGUCGUUAAGUUGCUCACCGUGUAUGCUGUGGCGUCUGCGGCGCACCGUAUCAUUGCCGUUAUUACGGCUUCCUUACUCUCAUGCUCGUUAAUGAUCAUGUGUCUUUGCGGCUCAUCGUCAUUACCGGGCGAGCCUGAACCAGCCCAGCCGAAGACUCUGUGCAGAAAGCUGCUGAAGGUCGGCUCUUCAUUGUUUCUCUACAUGGGACUGUCCAUGCCUCUGACUUAUUUAGCAUUUUGGGGGGCCGACUCGGCUUUGGGCGGAAUAUGCGACUAUCUACCCGCGGUCUUCCAAGGAUUUGCUGUCAUAGGACAUUUUUCUUCACUGUAUUUGGGCCGAUGGGUUUCGAGUGGGCGUCUGCUCCUGGUAGAGACGGGUGUGGUCGGACUUCUGACGCUGACCUUUCCGAUUAUGGUCACCACCGUGUUGAUGGGAGUUGCCGCAGCCUCUCUAGGCCUUUUCACAGGACACAUCCUUGUCACGGAAUUUGCGAAGCAUCAGCUACAAAGUGGAAACCUGGUCAUAAAUACCGCAUUACCAUGCCUAGGAUUACUCAGCGGUGGUCCUGUGUGUGCUUUCAUCAUACAGGCGAGUGACGGAGGGCGGUUUGGUGUGUGCUUCUUUGCUGGCGGCUGCUUGGUUCUCAGUUGGUGUCUUGGCGAGUGCCUCGAGCGCAUCUACGAAGAAAGCGGCGAAAAGCUCCUGGCAUAG